Messenger RNA from Notodromas monacha, 2567 nucleotides. NCBI's taxonomy places the organism in Eukaryota, Metazoa, Arthropoda, Ostracoda, Podocopida, Cyprididae. The record is from the annotation of a GenBank genome assembly.
CAGUUGUUGGAGCUGGGUCAGUUGUGUGGAUUAAUGCCGGAUACAAAAUCUGGGCCCUCGAGCCAGCAGUUGCACAUCGUUGUUAGUUUAAUUGGAGGGAUUUCCGAUGAGGAUUCCUUCGAGAGCAACAGUCCACCUUCUCAGCGAUUAUCUCCGCAAGACCGCUUGAAAGAAGCCAUCUCAUCAAAAGAAGGAUUCCAACGUCAUUACCUGGAAUUAUGCGAAUUAGCCAUGGGAACUUACAAGCACGUGGGUCGACUUCGUGCUGCUCGAGAAAUCGGACUCGAUUUGGCGAAUUUUUAUCUGCUGAUGAAACAACCUGCUCGAGCGAUGCCCUUUUUUGUGGAAGCAUGUUCUGGCUAUUCGAGGGAAGGUUGGCACAGACUGUCUACAGAUGCGAGACUCAAAGUAGCUGUUUGUGCAAAAGCCGUUGGGGAUUAUCCCAGAUAUUUGAAGACUUUGGUGCUGCUGGCAUGCAGUUCAACGCUGAAUGAAGAAGAGAGAUUGCGCUUUCAGAAAGAGAUUUUGUCAGUAUUGCCGAAAGUUUCAGUAGAUGAUGAAGUAAGUGUGAAAGCCGGUGACGUUCUGGAAGUGGAAAGUCUCAAAAUUUUGCACGAAUUCUGCCGGGACGGACGCGAGGACAAAUUCGGCGGGAAACUCGUGGCCGAUUCCGAAGCUCGUGCAGAAAUGAUGUUGCGUACGAGAUUCCCUGCCCCGUUGGUUGCCGACAAGGUUGUGCUGAAAUUGAGGCAUCGCGGGACGAUGGCUUCUGAAAAUACGAGGUCGGGUCACGCGAGUGCCGAAAAGCAUGGUCAUCCUGCUUUUGGGCGGGAGAGAAAAGGGAGUCAUUCGAGUCCAAAUCAAAGUCCUGCGACUUCCUUGACACCUGGGUCAGGGGAUGUGGAUCAAGAAGAAAAUUGGAUGGGACGGGUAUCGUUGGAAACAUUCCAAUUGAAUAUGGUGGAAAACUUCGAAUACAAGUUGGACAAAACUAUUUCAGUUGCCGGUGUAGGAUGCCAAAAUUUCCAGCGUUUGAUUAAAAGAAAGGACACCAUAUCCCCGAAAGCCCGUCUGACGUCAACCUCGUCGAAUCCGUUACCCGAGCAAGACAUCUCCGAACUGGAGUCGUCCACUGUGAAAUUCGUACCCGGAAAGUCGACCUACGUUCUCGUGUCUGCCAAACUGGGCAGCAAGGGACGUUACGUGGGCUACGAAAUAGUUGUCAGUUUGUUUUCCGGCAAACUCCGACUAGUGUACGCUCCUAGUUUUCCGUUCGUCAGUUUCUCGGUGUUCAGUGAGCCGGCUUCCGUGACUGUGGCUCCCGCGACUCGGGAUCUGAUGGCCGGAUUGGAGGAAACAUUUUGCGUGCUGGGGGAAAAAAUCGUGCUGAAACCCACCCGAGGCUUGGAACUUCGACUGCCUUCUCAGACGAAGUUCUCUGAUGGUGUUACACUCGAACUUCCGGGAAUGAAGCCGUUCUGCGAAGCACAGUUUGAAGUGAAAGCCUUCUGCUGCUUGAAUUCUUCCGGACGCGAAGGAACGCUAUCCAUUCCUCAUAAAAUUGCGGUUGACGCGAAAUGGUCAGAGCCGUGCGACGACCUGGAACUCUUCUUCGACCGUCCUUUUUCCUUCGAACACCGGAUCCUGACUGCGUGCGACAAGAAGUUUGUGCGUGUGGGUCUGCGUGCCACGCGCGAUGUGAUGUUUGCCGUGUCCCGUCAUUCCCUCAAAGUGAUGAGCGGCAGUCCGGGGUUGCAGGACUGUCUACGAAUGUUGAACCCUGUGGCCGAGGUUCUCAAGGUAACCAAGGAUUUUGGUGCCAAUUACGUGUGGGAACUGGACCUGAGUCGGGCGAGUGGCAACGCGAUCGGGUCCAAGUUGGUGCUGGAGUUUUCUGCCGAUUUCCGGCUGGACUCGGAAUCCGGACAGUCCAAGAGAUGUGAUCAUGUUUUCGAGUUGACUAAUUUUAGGACCUUGUAUGCUGUGAGAUCGGUUGUGGAGCCAGUGAAAGGAUCCGAAUUCUGCCGUGCCGGUGCCAUGUGCGUGAUGAACGUGCACAUACACCCAUUAUUCGAUCCCGGUCAUCAGCAGCAGAAAAGCAGCAACAACAACGACAGUAACCCGGACCCACCUCGAAAUCUAAUGUACGAGAUCCUCAUGGACCCCGGGUCUUGGGCUCCCAAUGGCCGCACGUCCAACGUGGUCACCUUUGACGCCACCCGACGCGACUUCGACGCCUCUGUGGAACUGAUGCCUUUGCGUGGUGGAUCCCACGCGUUGCCCACUGUGCGUGUGUCCAAGUAUACUAGUGACGGAGUGGCGCAUGCGAGAGUGGAGCCGUUUGCUGUGGGCCAGGUGUACGACUUCAGUAGAGGUGCGACGGUGCAGGUGCUGCCACCUGCGGCGCAUCACAGGCAACCUUCUGGGUCUAACUCGGCACACUCGAGUUUGGAGGCGUUUGGGUGAUUUGAUUGGUUUAUAGCAGAUUGGAUGAAGAGGGAUGGGGGGAUUUAAUGAGAAAAGGCGCCUUUUGGGUUGGAAAUACAAUUUUAUUUGCAUUGCGAAUA